Messenger RNA from Moneuplotes crassus, 2495 nucleotides. The record is from the annotation of a GenBank genome assembly. Lineage: Eukaryota; Ciliophora; Spirotrichea; Euplotida; Euplotidae.
UUUUUAAUUUAAACAUGAAUGCCUCUAGCUCAGAAAGAAGCUCUUCGCAAACUCAAAUUUUAUCAAACCAGCAGCAUGAAGAGCCUGAUGUACAAGUUCAAAGAGUGAUUUCUACCGAAGAAGUGCCGAUACUCGAAGGCCAGAUUAUCACAAUCCGUAUAAAGACCAUGGAUGAGCAGGAGAAAUAGGGUCCAAGUCUGCCAAAAUGCCAAAGUAAUUGACUUAAAGCACAAAAUCCUAGAAGAUCUCUCUGUACCACUGGAACGACAACGCCUCAUAUUCAUGGGCAAGCAGCUUAAGGACAAUCUUACUCUUCAUUCAUACAAGAUUAAAGAGGAUGUUUGCAUACUUCUAGUAGCGAACAGAGCACAGAAUAGAAGUCAGCCUCCAAGAAGGACCAGUCAGGGACAAGACCAGAACCAACAGAGCGAUGAUGACCUUGAAUCAUUCUUGUUCACCGCGCUUAAUGAAUCUGCUCAGAUGAGAAGGAAUCGAAGAUUACUAUUCCAACAAAACGCUAGCUCCUUCCUUAGAAAUAUCAGGCUGAAUAUAAGCGAAAGUAGGGAGGCAAUUACACAAAAUAUUGCAUCGACCCAGAUGUUGUUAGAUACCCGCAAAGAGAUAGAAGAGGCCAAGGCUAUUCAGCCAAACUCUUCCGACCCAAUCGACUGAUUCGACUUCGACCGGAGGCAACUCAAGAUCGGUCAAUGGAUAGAUGUCAAAGAUACGAUAAACCAAUGGCUUGAGGCUCAAGUUGUCCAGAUCAGAGAUACCAGUGUCUAUGUUCACUACAAUGGAUGGGGGGCUCGAUGGGAUGAGUGGAUCCAAAUGGACUCUUCUAGGAUUGCUCUCUUUAGGACACAUACAAUCCAAGCUGCCACAAGCAAGUAUCUAAGCCCAUGCCCUAUAAAUCCUCCAGAUUCCGCUGAGAACGUCUCAGUCCACUGUGAAGAUGAAACAAUGCUGGAUAACUUUGAAAAAGUGAUCGAACUAUCUUCAGAAUCUCUUGCAUUAAUGAAAAAGCUGAAAUCUCUUAAGAAAUAAAUACAGCAAGAGAAGAAAAAUUCAGCAUGAGAAGUUCAUAUUUUCUUCAAAUUUCCUUACCAAAAUUCAUGAAGAAAGCAAGCUAGAAAGUUGCAUUGAGGAAACCAAGGAAGAAAUAGAUGCUGAGGACGAAGAGUUUGAGAAUAAAUCAACCACAGAAAUGGCCGUGGAGAAUUCUCUUCUACAUCAGCAGAUCAUGUUGUUAUCGGGACAAUUAGCCCCGGUAAUGGAUCGAAUAGGCCGGAUACAUAUUGAUUUCUCCCCACAUCUUCUUAACUCUGUUGAUCGAUAUAAUGAUGACAUUAAUAACCAGCAGAGAAACGGCCAGGAAAAUACUGAGAGAAACAGGACACAUAAUCCAAGAAGACGGAGCAGGCUCCAAAAUGAGAACAAUGAUGAAAGUUCUGACAAUGACCUUUCAAGAAUAGCUGAUAAUGGGUCUGAACAAGAAUCAAACCAAGAGAGUCCACAGCCAGAGCAGGCCCAGAGCCAAAAUAGAGGAGAGAGCAGUGAAAUUAGAAAUAGGCUCAGAUCUAUUUCAAGCACCAUUAGUAGAAUAAGAUCCUCAAUUAAUUCAAUGAGAACCAUGAUCUUUGAUAACCUAGGAAGAGAUGAUGGUUUUGACCUUAAUGCAUCUCUAAACGAAGUCAGGGAGGAGCACAAGGUAGUGGUCAAUGCCCAAAUUCCACUAAUCUUUUCCCCAGGUGAUAUCGCAUCUGUUCAUAACAGGCUGAAUAGGUUCAUUUCCGGUCUCGCUAUUGAUCAAGGGUCUUUAGACAGGAUGCUAGAUCGGCAAGCAAUGACUGGAACUACGUCUGAAGGAUUAUUAGAGAACAUUGCUAAUGGUAAUAACAAUGAGAGGAGUUCCUCUUCUUCUAGUAUUUCAAGCGAUAACCCAAGAGCGAAUAAUAACGAUAAUAGUGAUGAAAAUAAUGAAGAGGACGAUAAUGAAGAAGCCCAAAGUGAUGGAGAAGAAAGCAAUAGUGACAAUAAUAGAAUCAACCAUCAUCGUUCAUCAGGCUUAUUUGACCUUUUAGAACUCCCUGAGUAUGAUAGAACGGAAUUUGGAAUCUUCGGGAAUAACUUCGGAGGAUUUGGAGAUGGUCCUGAAACAAUAGAAUUCCAUAUCCACACCUAUAUGCCAAACAGGCCACCCCUAAGUACAAAUACUCCUUCUAUUGCCAUUCCUGAGGUACAAACGCCUCUCCAAGACUCGCAAAAUCUCCUUCACCCUCUCUCAAACAGUUCUAUCCCCACGCCUCCAAGAUCACCAGAGUCUUUAACUCUGGUCUCCACUGGAGUCCAGACAGAAGGCAUCAGGAUCAGGCCUGACGCGAUCAGCCGGGCAGAACGAGUUCCUCGAAGGGCAACUGAUGAAGACCAGUCGGGCUUCAAUACAAAUCCGUUCAGAAGGACAUAAACCUAAAGACACAGAAUAUGUGUUUCUAUUA